Molecule: messenger RNA, 1843 nt
Organism: Chara braunii
Lineage: Eukaryota; Viridiplantae; Streptophyta; Charophyceae; Charales; Characeae
Source: the annotation of a GenBank genome assembly
GGGGUUGGGCGUAGUAGUCAUCCGAGUUGGUCUGAGGUUGGGCGUGCUAGUCAAUGGGUGGGAAUACAAUGGUGUCCGCAAAGAACACAUCCACAAGCGCUGGACCAUCUGCCCCCGGGGAGGGACGACCUGCAYAGCAACCUACUCCUCAGUAUAUGCACGCAAAGGGAGCACCAUGGUUUUUGGACUUCGUUGUUCAGUGGGACCUUUUUGGGCUAACUGUUUUCAUGCGACCCACUUGCGUUACAGACGCUGGGGGAGCGGUCAAAGUUGUUCCUCUUGCUACUGUCGUCUCGUGCGCGAAGACUCCUGGAGGUUUCCUCAAGCUGCACACUAACGGUAUGUACGACGAGUGCAGAUUGCCUAUCAGAGGUGUUAAAGGUGUGUUGGUGACCAUCAAGAGUUUCGYGGGGUACGGCUCGAACAUGCCGUUGUGCUCUCACUUCAAAGGCCUUUACGAUGGCGGCAGCAAGCGUCUUCCAUCGCCAGAGCAAUAUCUCGAUCUCUCGCUGAUGGUGCCGAAAGAGCGUCCGGUUCUUCCGCCAGAGCAUGUUUUCCGGCUUCUGCCACCCCGUGAGGGAUCGUCCGACUUGGCUCAAGAAACUCCAUGUACGACAGUGGGGCGCGAGAGUCCGAUUCCAGACGCUGGGGGUCGGAUCAAGGGACGAAGCGUUCACACGCAGGUCGGCCCGGAUGCUCCUAGGAACACGUCGGACUUGCAUUCUCAGGACUCCUUCGGAGAAGAAGAGCGAGUGACAGAGGAUGGUGCAAGAGGAGGUGGCGGAAGGAACCUUCCGCAUGAAGAGGAUGAGAGGAAAACCGGAGGCGGUGACGGGCGGGGAUGGAGGUGGCGACGGAGAACGUGCUUGGGAAAGAGGCCGACGAAGGAAGAGGGUGGGACGGCAAGUAAGAAAGCGAGGAGGCCCCAGGCCGGCGGUUUGACCAUCCGCGAAGGACAAGCCGCGGGUGGAGGAGAUUCGGAUGAUCCAAGCGUUGCCGCCGCGAGAGAACCUUCGGGGAAAUCGAAACGGAAAGUGGCAGCUGAAGAAGGCGAUGGCCAGAAGAAACCUCAGAGGCGGAAGACUGCUGAGGCGGCGAUCAGGGGCGAACGGCCUGUCGGUGAGGAGUGGAACGAAGCAGCAGCGUUCAGGCUCGAAUACGAGCGGAACGAUGGCGGUGAGAUCAUGGAGAAGGAGCUCUUCGUCCAACUGCUCAUCGACCCCAGGAAGGUCUCCGACAUCCCGUCUUGGGAAAGAUAUUACAACCACCGCAGUCUAAAUCGCGAAACUGUGGACGACAUCAAGGCUGUGAUGCUGCGUUAAUUCCGCGAGAAAAGGGGCAAGAUCUGGACGAAAAACCCUUUGUUUCURACACCCAUCUACAAGUCGGUGGAGCGUAGGCCGGAGCAAGCUGAAAGGGUUCACAAAGAUGUCUUCAAGCCAGAGGACAAGGACAAGUACUACUAUUACCCUGUUAACGGACAACACACCGUGGCUGUUGUGAAGGAGUUGGAGGGUGAGCCAAUAUUCGUAUUGUGGAAGAUGCACUCGUGGCCGCCGAGAGUGGUGUGGUUCUCCGACCGAGAUUUUGCGGGCUAUACGCAGGUCAGUCUCAACGAGAACACGAGACACAAGAGGUCUAAGCAGCGAUCGCAGAAGGCUGCGUUCUUGGACAUGCGGGAGGCAUGGGAGAAAAAAGGAAGGUCGAUGGCCAUUCAAGGGAACCCUUCCGGCAAGGAGGGCGAAAAACAAAAGUUUUUCGAUUUCUAAAAGCUGAUUUUGGGAAUGAGUCCGAACGAAGCUCACUGGUCGUUGGCAGAAAAAGAUAAAUUGCUACAAGGAGU